CCCGCCGCCGGACUUCAUGGGAGCCGAGCCGGAGCCGCAGGGAGGUGGACCCUGACAGCUGCCGGUGGAGCGCAGGGCGGGGACCGAGUGUGUGCCCCGCCCCACCCGCCCUCCCUCUGCGGUGGCCGUCCGGGGGCGACACGUCCUAAGAGCAGAGCGCCAGACGGAAGCACGGCCGGGACUGACACGUGGCCUUGGGCGGCGCUGCCCCGUGUGGGUUGGAGAGGCGGGCGCCCGACCUGGACGCGCUGCGCCCGCGGACGGCUGCCCCCGAUGCAGCCGCUGCCACCGGAGGAGGCCCGCAGGGACGGGGCUGAGGACGCCCAGUGGUCCAGGCCCGAGUGCCAGGCAUGGACGGGGACGCUGCUGCUGGGCACGGGCCUGCUGUACUGCGCCCGGGUCAGCGUGCCCGUGUGCGCCGUCUCCAUGAGCCAGGACUUCGGCUGGAACAAGAAGGAAGCCGGCGUCGUGCUCAGCAGCUUCUUCUGGGGCUACUGCCUGACUCAGGUGGUGGGCGGCCACCUGGGGGACAGGAUCGGGGGUGAGAAGGUCAUCCUGCUGUCCGCCUCCGCCUGGGGCUUCAUCACUGCCGCCACUCCGCUGCUCGCCCGCCUCAGCAGUGCUCACCUGGUCCUCAUGACCUUCUCGCGCAUCCUCACGGGCUUGCUCCAAGGGGUCUACUUCCCGGCGCUGACCAGCCUGCUGUCACAGAAGGUACGAGAGAGCGAACGGGCCUUCACAUACAGUGCCGUGGGGGCCGGCUCCCAAUUUGGGACUCUGGUGACGGGGGCCGUGGGCUCCCUGCUCCUGGACCGGUACGGCUGGCCUAGCGUCUUCUAUCUCUCCGGCGGGCUCACCCUGCUGUGGGUGUGUUAUGUGCACAGAUCUCAUCCUGGCCUUGGGCGUUCUGGUGCGAGGCCUGCGGGUGUCCAGGCGCACCAAAGUUCCCUGGAGACAGCUUUUCCGGAAGCCCUCUGUCUGGGCAGCCAUCUCUGCUCAGCUGUCGUCCGCGUGCGCUCUCUUCAUCCUCCUCUCCUGGCUGCCGACCUUCUUCAAGGAGACGUUCCCCAGCUCCAAGGGCUGGGUCUUCAACGUGGUGCCCUGGCUGGUGGCCAUCCCCGCCGGUCUGUUCAGCGGGUUCCUCUCCGACCAUCUCAUCAAUCAGGGUUACAGAACCAUCACUGUUCGGAAGUUCAUGCAGGUAGGGAGGUGGAAUGCUCCCGGGACCUGCGGGUUGUGACCCCCCCGUCUCCUGACCCAGAAAGCAUUCGGAGGUGCCCUGGGUCAGUGCUGGGGGCUGGUUUGGCCGACCUGAGGUCCUUCUCCCAGCUGUGCCCCCCCAGACCCCCGCACACGUCUCUGGGCCUGGGUCGCCCUCAUUCCCCUCUGGUCGGACAAGUAGGGGUCUCAUACCUGCUGGGCAGGCCUGGGAGGGGCUUUCCCAGUGACCUUGCUCAGUGCGCCCCAGGUGGCCCCGGGAGGAGCCCUGUCGGCAGGCACCAAUCCUCUCUCCCGCAGGUGAUGGGCCUUGGCCUGUCCAGCGUUUUUGCCCUGUGUUUGGGGCACACCUCGAGCUUCUGCAAAUCUGUGGUGUUUGCAUCAGCUUCCAUCGGCCUGCAGACCUUCAACCACAGUGGCAUUUCCGUCAACAUCCAGGACCUGGCUCCAUCCUGUGCCGGCUUUCUGUUCGGUGUGGCCAACACAGCUGGGGCCUUGGCAGGUGUCGUAGGCGUGUGCUUGGGAGGCUACCUCAUCGAGACCACGGGCUCCUGGACGUCCAUGUUCAGCCUGGUGGCUGCCAUCAGCAGCCUGGGGCUGUGCAUCUUUCUGCUGUUUGGAGAGGCCCAGCGCGUGGACCUGAGCCCUACCCACGAGGACCUCUAGCCGCCUCGGCCUGACGGUUCCCCGAGGACCCAGUGCUGCCCGCCUCGGGGCGUCGGGCUGUGUUGAAGAGCCUCCCACUCCUGAUCCCGGGUGUGUGAGCAGAGGGGGACGGGCCCCAGCAGAGCCCGGGCGGCCCUGGUGGGCCUCAGUCUCUCCACCUGCCAGUGAGGUGAUCGCGCCCUUCCCCGGGGUUCGUGGGCUGGCAGGGGUGAGUGGGAUUGGUAUUUUGAGUAGCAGCUGCACUGUCACAGUCUGUCCCACGUAGGUCUGCGUGCCCACGUGGUCACUGGGUGGGAGGGCUGCCUGUCUGUCAUCACAGGGGCAGGGGCACCACCCAGCUGGACUCUUCCCUCAGACCUGCUCUGCUUUGCUUCUUGGCCCUGGGGCCAGAUCAUUCUUCCUGGGGGGUGCCGUCCUGUGCACUGCAGGCUGUUUAGCAGUUGGCCCCCGCCUACUAGGUGGCCCCCUCCACCAGUGAUGACAACCAGCACUGUCUUCUGGCCUCACCACAUGUCCUCAGGAGACUGUGCCUUGGGCCAGAACCGCGGCUCUGAUGGAGGCUGUUGGGGGUUGUGGGCUAGACGCCCUCGCCCAUCUUUGGGGCCCCCCCGGCACCCCCUGUGGGUCCCUUUCUGCCAGGGAUGCUUCUGGGGACCAGGGAGCCCUCCCACCUUGUCCUUCUCUCUCUCAUAACGAGAAACUGGUCAUCUCGUGAGUUUGUAAUAGAUUCUGCAAGCUGUCUGUGUGGAAGAACCAAGAAUGUGGAGAGAUCACACCAGACUUAUUUAAAUGAUUAAACUGGAAAGGGAAGGCUGAAGUUUUAUUAACCUUCCUUUAUUUAUUUA
Messenger RNA from Prionailurus viverrinus (fishing cat), 2729 nucleotides. It is a transcript of the gene SLC17A9, whose product is annotated as solute carrier family 17 member 9. Gene Ontology annotation, cellular component: membrane. The record is from RefSeq and is a predicted model, not a curated record. Gene Ontology annotation, biological process: transmembrane transport. The coding region runs from base 274 to 1884 and encodes 536 amino acids. Gene Ontology annotation, molecular function: transmembrane transporter activity. Lineage: Eukaryota; Metazoa; Chordata; Mammalia; Carnivora; Felidae. The transcript is spliced from 12 exons.